AUGAGAAUAUUAUCAUAUGGUGUCGCAGCAGAUGCAGUUGAUGAUUACAUUCGUAUUGGGGAAAGCACUGCAAUUCAAAAAUAUUUGAGAUCUCAGACGCCAACUGACAUUGCUAGAUUGCUUGCUAUUGGGGAGUUACGUAUGGGUUAUUACCUUGCUGAUGGUUUAUACCCUCAAUGGGAAACAUUGGUUCAAACAAUUUCUUCUCCCCAAGGAGCAAAGAGACAACAUUUUGCAAUGAUGCAAGAGUCUGCCAGGAAAGAUGUAGAGCGGGCAUUCGGAGUCCUUCAAUCUCGAUUCACAGUUAUAAGUGGUGUUGUACGUUAUUGGGAUUCGAAAAUGCUUGCCAACAUAACGAAGAGUUGCAUCAUAUUACAUAAUAUGAUUGUCGAAGAUGAGAGGGAGGAGCACCUUGAUUUCAAUUAUGAUAUUUCAUCAACCAACACACCAGUGCAACUUUUCUCUACUCCUACCAAUGACUUCCAAUUAUUUUUGUCUCGUCAUUUAGGUAUUAGAGAUAAGGAUGCAUAUCCUGCCCUCCGUAAUGAUUUAGUAGAACAUAUGUGGUAUCUUCAUGGUGAACACUAA
Camellia sinensis is the source of this 588-nucleotide messenger RNA. RefSeq lists its product as uncharacterized. The record is from RefSeq and is a predicted model, not a curated record. NCBI's taxonomy places the organism in Eukaryota, Viridiplantae, Streptophyta, Magnoliopsida, Ericales, Theaceae.